Brassicogethes aeneus is the source of this 2796-nucleotide messenger RNA. Lineage: Eukaryota; Metazoa; Arthropoda; Insecta; Coleoptera; Nitidulidae. The record is from the annotation of a GenBank genome assembly.
AUUGUUCUGCUUUUCUGUCAAAAAUUAAUACUUGCUUAUAUCGGUAUUCUAAAAUUUUGGAUUAAAGAUAAUUUAAAGCGUAAUUUCAUAUACAUGCAUGAUUUAUUAUCUAUGUAUAUAUUUAUUAUUUAGGUAUACAUGUUAUAAAACUAGCGUUGAGUGAAGAGAUACUAUAGUGUUGUUUCUUAUAAGUUGAGCAUGUUGAAUAUAACCCAACAACCGGCUUUAAGUGAUAGUAUUCUAAUAAAUGAAAGAAAUUUGCCAAAUGGAGUUGUCUACAGAAAUAAAUCGAAGAUUUAUGAUACGAAUUAUUGGCAUAAAUUUACAGUUAAAAAUGCCUUAAAUAUAGAUAGAGAUGAUCUUCUAAUGACCCUUAUCCAGCAUGUUUAUCCUUUGGAUUUACUACCAACAAAUUAUUAUAAAGAACAAGGUACAGCAUACUUUUUAGCAAGAAGUUGUGGACCUGCAAUUGAAAAGUUAUGUUUUGACAAUCUGGAAGUGAAGUAUCCUGGAGGACGUGCUCUUAAACUUUCAAUAGAAAUAAAGUUUUCCACGACCAAAGAUGUAAAAAUUAAUGUUUCAUCAAAUAUAUCCACAGUUUUAGAGAAGAGAUUUUGUACUCCUACAAAAUAUUUAAAUCUGGAAAAUUUUCACAAAGAUCCAGAACUAACUGAGUUUUGCCCCUUGGCACAGCCUAAAAUAAUGUAUUUUGUGUUACAUUUAGCACAAUCAUUAAGACCUAAAAAAGUUAAUAUGGCAAAUAAUGGUAUAAAAAGUUUAGCUCCUUUGGAAACAUUAACAGGUCACAACAUUGAGUUUUUAAAUUUAAGAGACAAUAAGAUUGAAGACCUUAAUGACUUAAAGGCUUUAAAAAAUUAUGUAUCCCUCAAAGAGUUGGUGCUAGAUAACAAUCCAUUAUGUGAAACAGUAAACAAUCCUUACAACUACAUAAGUGCUGUCAGGGGACUAUGUCCAACUGUUAAAAAAUUGGAUGGUAUUAUGGUACAAAAAAAUUUUAAUGUAAUACCUCCAGUGCAGCGUAAUUAUUUUUGCGAUUCGAGCGGUUUAGAUUUGAUUAGUAGGUUUAUAGAAUACUAUUUUACAAUUUACGACUCAGGAGAUAGACGAAAUUUAAGGGACUUGUAUGAUAAAGAUGCAUUUUUUUCUUUGAGUUGGUGGUAUAAUUCAUUUCAAACCCGAACGACUAAGUGGUCGCAUUAUAAAAUGUUGUCAAGAAAUAUUAAGCAGUUAUCUGAUAUGUCUAAGUUAUCAAAUACUUUAUUUACUAAACACCAUAUAAUAGAUACUGUUUUUACCAAUCUACCACCAACUGAGCAUGAUCCAUAUUCCUUUACCGUCGACCUUAUACAUUAUACGCCUGCAUGUGCUAUAGUUGCUGUAUGCGGGUUGUUCAGAGAGUUCGAGGAAAUCGGUGGUGUCCCCAGUUUGACUUAUCAUUUUUCACGAACAUUUGUUCUAAAGGAAAACCAUGGUUCCAUGAUGAUAGUUAAUGAAAUGAUGCAUAUUAAUAAUGCUUUUAAAACCCAAGUAUUAACAGCUUUUAAUAUUGAUAAACCAUUGUGGCCAUCUAUUCGUCCAGAGGCCGCAACACCAUCACAAAAGGAGGAGGCGGCAAAUGCUGUUAGUCGACUGACCACCUUAAACACCAACUGGGCCAAAAAGUGCUUGGAGGACACUGAUUACGAUAUACAGAAGACACUUACCUUGUUUGUGGAUCUUUUUAAAUCUAACAGACUUCCUGCAGAAGCUUUUGCCAAAACCGAUCCAAAACCCGACCAGGCCAAAAGUCUUACUUCAGAUUUGUAUGCUUUCAUGAAUCCGGAAAAGGAAGGUUUUAAUGAUAUACCUAAAAAAAACGAUAAAAAAUCUGAUAGUGAUGUAGUUAAUCUCAUCUCGCCAAUACAUUCUCCCAGAAGAAGCUCACCAUUAUUGGCCCCACCUCCCCCUGUAAUUUCAAAUAAGAAUCGUGGUAAAAAUGCAACUAACCGAAAUCAAUUUAAUGCAUUUUAUUAAAACAGUAAAUUUAGGUAAUGAAUUUAUUACUUAAUAUUAGAUACUCUAAAAAGUCCUCGCCGAUUUUUACCUAUCUGAAACAAAUAUUAAAUUUAUUUUUAUUAAACCAAAUAUGCUCCAUUAUGAGCAAUGAUGCAUUAGUUAAGAACUUCUUUGGUUUCUGGACAAAAAAUUUUUUUAGGCUUCUUUUAAAACCAACUAUAUACAAUUAAAUGAGUUUUGUCGGUAUUAAAACAAAUGAUGAAUUGAAGGUGUAAGGUUUGGACUCAUUUUAGUACCUACUCAUAAUUUUUUGAGAUGGCAUGAAAUUCGGUCUAUUAUACAGCCAUCUGAAAAUGGUUUAGAUCUGUUUGGUGAAUUUUUAGUUCCCAAACUGUACGCUGCCUAUAUACCAGUAUUGCUUAUUUUCUUCCAUGAUUGUCGUUGAUUGGUCACUACCAUUUAAAAAAAAAUCUAUGAAAUGAUACUUGUAUUGGCAGAUAUAUGCAAAUUAAGAGUCAUUUAUGCAAAACCGGCGAAAACUUGUUAGAGUACCUACCUAAAAUUUUUGGACAUAAAUUGUAUUUGUAUUUUUGUAAUUUAAGUUUGAGUGUUAAUGUUAACAAAUGUGUUUGAAAUAUUAUUUGUAUGUAUUAAAACAUUAGUUGUAAUGUAAAAGAUUAUACAUUCUUCAAAUUUUAUUUUAUUUCCGAAUUAUUAAUUUAACCCUCAUAAUAAGAAUUCUACGGGUUAUCGCGUGGUAUCGAGACUUUUUAUUCAACC